This is a messenger RNA of Penicillium argentinense, 2253 nucleotides long. Its product is annotated as multicopper oxidase. The transcript has 4 exons. Gene Ontology annotation, molecular function: copper ion binding; oxidoreductase activity. Bases 1 to 2253 code for a protein of 750 amino acids. NCBI's taxonomy places the organism in Eukaryota, Fungi, Ascomycota, Eurotiomycetes, Eurotiales, Aspergillaceae. The record is from RefSeq and is a predicted model, not a curated record.
AUGGCGCCUAUUAAGACACUGCUGACGCUGGCCAGCUCUGGGCUGAUUCCUUUGGCAUGGGCGAAGCAGGUUCACUUUGACUUGGACCUGACUUGGCAAAAAGGUGCACCAGAUGGGAAUGUUCGGGAUAUGGUCUUUAUGAACGAGCAGUUUCCUGGACCAGAACUGAGACUAUCUGAGGGCGAUGAUGUUGAGGUGGUUGUCCACAACCACUUACCGUUCAACACCUCCAUUCACUUCCAUGGAAUUGAACAAAGAGGUACUCCCUGGUCAGACGGUGUUCCAGGCCUUACGCAAAAGCCAAUCCAGCCUGGCCACAGCUGGACCUAUCGGUGGACGGCUACCCAAUAUGGCACAUACUGGUAUCACGCCCAUGCUCAAUCUGAGAUUAUGGACGGUCUUUAUGGGGCCAUUUGGAUCAGUCCCGCCCCUCAAACUCCAGAUCCUUUCCACUUCAUCUCAAACAAUCCAACCGAUAUUGCUGCGAUGAAGAAGGCAGAGCAGGAUCCCCAGCUUAUUAUGCUGUCCGACUGGGAUCACUUGACUGCCGCCGAGUACCAAAAGGUGCAGGAAGACACCGGCGUGAACAUUUUCUGUUCCGACAGUAUCCUUAUCAAUGGCCGUGGUGCAGUAUACUGCCCUGGUACCGCCAAUAUCUCAAGCGUCGAAUUGCCAUAUCUUAGCACUGCCAUCAACAAUCAGCCUCUGACGGAUAAAGGGUGUCUGCCCAACAUCUAUGAGACUCAGGGCAAUUUUCCUCCGACUCAUCCCGAGAAAAUCCCACCCGGUUUGAACUCGGGCUGUACCCCCACUGUUGGUCUGCACGAAAUUAUCGAGGUGGACCCUCAGGUUGGCUGGGUCAGUCUCAAGUUCAUCAGUGCUGCCUCAUUGAAAGCGCUGAUGUUCUCGAUUGAUGAGCACCCCAUGUACAUUUACGAAGUCGACGGAGCGUAUAUUGAGCCGCAGCUUGCCGAGAGCGUUGCCAUCUUCAACGGAGAGCGUUACGCUGCAAUGAUCAAGCUGGACAAGCCCCAUAAGGACUACACCAUCCGGGUGCCAGACACCCAGGGAGACCAAGUGAUCUCUGGCUUUGCCACCAUGCGUUAUAAGGGCUCUGAAAACACAGGACCCUCUGCGCCCUAUCUGGACUAUGGCGGUCGGAACACUUCCGCCGCGGUUGUCGCUUUGGAUAACAGGGCUAUUCGCCCUUAUCCUCCUGUAUCUAUCCCUGACCAUGCGGACCAACUGGUUAACCUUACUCUUGGACGCUUGGGCUCGUCUUACACUUGGACCGCCUCCGGGAAUGCUCUCUAUGACAUGAUGGCCAACUGGGAUGAUCCGAUUCUCUACGAUCUCAAUGCCAAGAACAAACUUGCUGAGCAGGUCACUAUCCAGACCAAGAACGGCACUUGGGUCGACUUGAUUUUGCAACUCGGCUCCAUGCCCCACACACCCGCUAUUCAGGCGCCUCAUGUGAUGCACAAGCAUUCCAACAAGGCAUUCAUCCUUGGUGUCGGUCCUGGCUUCUUCAACUGGGCCAGUACUGAGGAUGCGAUUGCGGCACACCCAGAAUACUUCCAGCUGGAUAAUCCUCAGCGAAGAGAUACAUUCGUCACUCAAGGUCCCACUGGUCCGUCCUGGAUGAUUGUCCGGUAUCAGGUGGUCAAUCCCGGCCCCUUCCUCUUACACUGUCAUAUUGAAACACACAUGUCUAAUGGCAUGGCUGUCGCUCUCCUUGAUGGUGUUGAUGCUUGGCCCCAAAUACCGCCCGGCGAGGACCAGAGUCCUGGCGGUUGGCAAGGACCCCCUCCAGGUCAAGGUGUUGGUCAGGGACAGGGUGCAGGCCAAAGCCAGGGCACCGGCCAAGGCCAAAGUGCCAGUCAAGGUCAGAGUGCUGGUCAAGGGCAAGAUCAGAGUGCCAGUAUGAGCUCCUGGUGGGCUAGUCACUCGCAGACUCUAACCCCUGCCAGCGUGAAGCCUUCAUCAACUCCCCUUCUUACCUCUACAUCUUCUCCCCAACCACCUCCACAAAUCCCUCCGAUUUCUACGAGCAGACCGCCAUCUCCACCAACUCCGACUCAGGCUACCCCUCCUACAGCCCCUCAGGUAACACCAGAGAUUGAGGAUUAUGGUGAAUGGUACCAAGCUCGUGAGCUAAAAAUGAUGAGUAUUCUCGGGAACAAAAUCUCUGAGCGUCUCGACGCGGAGUCCGCUCGCGAGACGCAAAGUGUUCGGCGGGCCCGCCACCACUAG